ACGCGGGGGUGUGUCUUAAGUGACCCGUUUAAAGUGUGUCUGAACUCUCAUUUGAGGUUUAAUCUUUCUGUAGGGGUGCACACGGAUUGACCACUCCUUUGGGAUUUAUUUCUGUGGGUAUUUGGGGGAAAGCUCAUUCGCAACCAUGACUGAUGCACAACAGGAGGCCCGCUCAUUCUUGAGCGAGGAGAUGCUUAACGAAUUCAAGGCUGCCUUCGACAUGUUCGACACCGACGGUGGCGGCGAUAUCAGUACCAAGGAGUUGGGUCAGGUCAUGAGGAUGUUGGGCCAGAACCCGACAAGAGAGGAGUUGGAUGAAAUCAUUGAGGAGGUCGAUGAGGAUGGCAGCGGCACCAUCGACUUCGAGGAGUUCUUGGUCAUGAUGGUGAGGCUCUUAAAGGAGGACCAGGCCGGAAAGUCUGAGGAAGAGUUGGCGGAAUGUUUCCGUGUGUUCGACAAGAAUGCCGACGGCUACAUCGACAGAGAAGAGUUCGCCAUCAUCAUCCGCAGCACAGGCGAGCAAAUCUCAGAGGAGGAGAUUGAUGAGCUGCUGAAGGAUGGAGACAAGAACGCUGAUGGCAUGCUGGACUUUGAUGAAUUCCUCAAGAUGAUGGAAAAUGUGCAGUAAAAGAGAGACUCAAGGACAUUCCUCCUCCCUUUGACCCCCUGCUGACCCAUCCUGAUCCUCUUUUGACCCACUGCAAUUCUCCCUCACUCUUCGCCCCUUACUGGUCCAUUGCCUAUGUUCGUCCACCUCGAUUAAACUAAACCUCUUCAACAGACAGGCACCUGGUGGGGGUAACCAGGGCUUUUGAACCCCUCUUGCAUGUGAUUAUGAUGCCCCAUUGACGCCAAUCUGCUGCUGUUCCCCCAAAUCUGGAGGGAAAAGCCAGGAUGUGAAAUUCACUGCAACAUCACAUAAUGGGUCAGUGGAUCACUUACCACCUUAACACCCUCAAGCUGGGAGUUCAGUCUAGAUGUAGUCUAGAUGGGCAGCUUGGGAUAGCUGCUUAGACCAAGGCCAACUGUUGCCACUUCACUGUAAUAACAAACUAAGAUAAUAAAUGAAUAAACACAUGCUCACUGGUAGUUGGCCUGACAUAAUUAUGGUCUGUACGCUAUUUUCUUGAAUAAAAUAAAAAAAUAUUUUAUAUAUA
Molecule: messenger RNA, 1157 nt
Organism: Oncorhynchus keta (chum salmon)
Lineage: Eukaryota; Metazoa; Chordata; Actinopteri; Salmoniformes; Salmonidae
Product: troponin C, skeletal muscle
Exons: 6
Coding region: 146-628 (160 amino acids)
Cellular component (GO): myosin II complex
Molecular function (GO): calcium ion binding
Source: RefSeq, a predicted model, not a curated record